Neohortaea acidophila is the source of this 1784-nucleotide messenger RNA. RefSeq lists its product as uncharacterized. NCBI's taxonomy places the organism in Eukaryota, Fungi, Ascomycota, Dothideomycetes, Mycosphaerellales, Teratosphaeriaceae. The coding region runs from base 32 to 1606 and encodes 524 amino acids. The transcript has a single exon. Gene Ontology annotation, molecular function: nucleotide binding. The record is from RefSeq and is a predicted model, not a curated record.
ACUCCAUCUUGCAACACGAAUCACAUUCAUCAUGGCUCCGCUCUUGGACGACCAUAAUGGGGGUCUUCACAACGCCAAUGGCAGUCCGACACUCUGUCAAGUCGCCAUCAUCGGUGCCGGCUCUCGAGGGAAUGCCUACGCUGCAGCUACGAUUGCAUCCAGACUCGGCAUCGUCGUCGCAGUCGUCGAGCCAAUCGACUUCAAACGCAAUCUCUUAGGCUCAAAAUACAUUUGGAAAGGCCGGAAACCAUCUACUGGUGAAGCGUUCAAAGACUGGCGCGGGUUCAUCGAGUCUCAAAGGCAAAGUAACGCAGAUGCAGCCGGCAGCCACGCUUCCACCUCCCCGCCCAGGGUCGAUGCCGUGUUCGUUUGCGUGCGGGACGAACUUCAUGCAGAAGUUGUGACGGCAUUGGCACCGCUCAAUCUGCACUUGAUGUGCGAGAAGCCAUUGGCGACGACACUACAAGACUGCCUUCGCAUCCAGAAAGCACUGCAAUCGUAUCCGCAGAAGAUCUUCGCCAUUGGCCACGUACUUCGUUAUAGUCCACACAACCUCCUCCUGCGAGAUCUCGUCUUGAACCGGAAAGUCAUUGGCGAUGUGCUUUCGAUAGAGCACACGGAGCCAGUGGGAUGGUGGCACUUCGCCCACUCCUACGUCCGCGGGAACUGGCGCAAAGAAUCCUACACCGCGCCGAGUCUCCUCACCAAAAGCUGUCACGACAUCGACUGGCUCCUGUGGAUGCUCUGCUCUCCGCCGCCAGGAACUGACAGACUUGCCCCUCAUCUCCCAACCACCAUCUCCUCCACCGGCACCCUGAACCUCUUCCGCAAAUCACGGAAACCCGUCGCCGCCGGCUCCGCAACAAACUGUCUCUCGUGCCCCCUGCAAAACACCUGUCUCUACUCCGCCAAACGCAUCUACCUCGACCGCCACCUGCUCAAAGCCAAAAACACCGACUGGCCAGUCGACAUCGUAAACCCGGAAAUCGAAACCAUCCACUCAACCCAAGGCCCUGCCGCCGCGCAACAAGCCCUGCUAACCUCUCUAGCAGAAGACUACGAUGCCUCUAAAACGCCCACCUGCGACAUCGAAAGCCGGCCCUGGUUCGGGCGCUGCGUCUGGGAAAGCGACAACGACGUCUGCGACGACCAGCACGUCCUGCUCACCUGGGAAGACGAGGAUGCAGCGCACCCCGCACGCAAAGCGAAAACCGCCUCCUUCCACAUGAUAGCAUCCACACUCGCGCAAUGCGAACGCCGAGGGCGGAUCUACGGCUCGACGGGCGAAAUCAGCUACGAUAGCUCGCGCAUCACCGUGCACGACUUUACGAACGAUGAGACGAGGCGGUUUGCGCCAGAGUUGCCGAAACAUUCGCACCAUGGGGGUGGGGAUCAGGGGCUGACGGAGCAGUUUUUGAAGGCUGUGGAGGCGGUCGAGAGUGGGAGGAUGACGGUUGGGGAAGCACAAGGGGAGUAUUUGGGGGUGACGGUUGAGGAGGCGGUGAGGAGUCAUGCUGUUGUUUUCGCGGCGGAGGAGGCGAGGAGGACGGCAAGGGUGGUGGGGUGGAGAGAGUGGUGGGAGGAUGUGCAGGCGAGGAUGGGGUGAUGUCUUCGCUGAUGAAUGAUGAUAUGGCACGUCUUACUUGAGAGCGUAUGGUGCUGGUAGCGCAUAGUGCUGCAGAUUAGACCGUAUGAUUCUCCGCAUUGAAGCGUACGGUUCUCCGCGUUAGAAGCAUAUGGUACUCAUAUCGGAGCAUAUGGCGUAUGCCAUCGGAGGACAUGCU